Messenger RNA from Sphenostylis stenocarpa, 207 nucleotides. NCBI's taxonomy places the organism in Eukaryota, Viridiplantae, Streptophyta, Magnoliopsida, Fabales, Fabaceae. The record is from the annotation of a GenBank genome assembly.
AUGAGGUGCCUGGGAGAGUCAGUUUAUGCUACCAUGCCCCAGUUGGAAGGGUCUGGUGGAUUCAACAGCAGCAUGACCUUUUCAGCUGUGUUUGCUGUAUUAAAAAUAUAUAAUGCUGGUGAGAAAUAUCUGAAAGAGUUUUGUUAUGUUGCUGUGGUAGGGACACAGGCCUAUAUGGCGAGGGGGUUUUGUUCAAUGCGGCUUUAA